Schistosoma intercalatum is the source of this 612-nucleotide messenger RNA. The record is from the annotation of a GenBank genome assembly. NCBI's taxonomy places the organism in Eukaryota, Metazoa, Platyhelminthes, Trematoda, Strigeidida, Schistosomatidae.
AUGGAGGCGGAAUAUGGUGAAGUUGGUGAAGGCGUAUUUGAAGGGGAGACGGAAGCCGAGUCGGCAGUCGAAGUGUUCGGUGAGAGAUUGGGGCAAGUUGAAGCGGACGCAGAAAGUGAAGCGGUAGAACAGGUUGAAUCGGAACGUGUGUCUGUGUUCGCUCCAGUCGAAUUGGAGUCUGAGGCGCUUGCAGAGACUGCAGCACAACCGGAACGGGAACGAUUGGUUGAGCGUGUCGGUGAGAUGGAGGCGGAAUAUGGUGAAGUUGGUGAAGGCGUAUUUGAAGGGGAGACGGAAGCCGAGUCGGCAGUCGAAGUGUUCGGUGAGAGAUUGGGGCAAGUUGAAGCGGACGCAGAAAGUGAAGCGGUAGAACAGGUUGAAUCGGAACGUGUGUCUGUGUUCGCUCCAGUCGAAUUGGAGUCUGAGGCGCUUGCAGAGACUGCAGCACAACCGGAACGGGAACGAUUGGUUGAGCGUGUCGGUGAGAUGGAGGCGGAAUAUGGUGAAGUUGGUGAAGGCGUAUUUGAAGGGGAGAGGAAGCCGAGUCGGCAGUCGAAGUGUUCGGUGAGAGAUUGGGGCAAGUUGAAGCGGACGCAGAAAGUGAAGCGGUAG